This is a messenger RNA of Lethenteron reissneri (Far Eastern brook lamprey), 2608 nucleotides long. Its product is annotated as beta-1,3-galactosyl-O-glycosyl-glycoprotein beta-1,6-N-acetylglucosaminyltransferase-like. Lineage: Eukaryota; Metazoa; Chordata; Hyperoartia; Petromyzontiformes; Petromyzontidae. The record is from RefSeq and is a predicted model, not a curated record. Gene Ontology annotation, cellular component: membrane. Gene Ontology annotation, molecular function: acetylglucosaminyltransferase activity.
AUGGUGCUCACCAACAGGAAGCGCUCCCGACUCAUCUGCAUGUGCACGCUCACGUCCACUGCGUUUGGCCUCUACACCAUCAUCGUGCAGGAGUUGUCACUGCCGCCACCUUCUCGCUACUCCCCGCCGUCAGGCUUCGAGAUCAGCGACGUCGAGAUGUCGACCUCGACCUCCCGGCGUUUCAACUGCGCCGCCAUCGUCGAGGGCGACGAGGUGGCCGUCGCCGCUGCGGCCGAGCUCGUGGCCAAGACGGCGAAGGGUCGCGGCCACCAUGGACUUGGCGAGGCGGAGCUGCUCGCGAUGACGCGUGACUGUGACGCGUUCAGGCGCGCGCGCAGGUACGUGACGGUGCCACUGAGCCGCGAGGAGGAGACCUUCCCAAUCGCCUACUCCGUGGUCGCCCACCACCGCGUGGACAUGCUGGAGAGGCUGCUGCGUGCCGUCUACGCGCCGCAGAACCUCUACUGCCUCCACGUGGACGCCAAGUCACCCCGCGCCUACCUGGAGGCGGCGCGUGCCCUCGCCGCAUGCUUCCCCAACGUGUUCGUGGCGGCUCACCUGGAGAGAGUCGUCUACGCCUCGUGGUCGCGAGUGCAGGCCGACCUCAACUGCAUGAGCGAGCUGGUGGCCAUGGCGGACCGUGUUCCAUGGAGGUACUUCAUCAACCUGUGCGGCCGCGACUUCCCCAUCAAGACGAACCUGGAAAUGGUGCGGGCGCUGCGCACCCUCAAUGGCCGCAACAGUCUGGAGACGGUGCACAUGCCCAGGGGCAAGAGGGUGCGCUGGAUCCUCAGCUACGAAGUGGCGGGCAACAAGAUCCGCUCGACGGGCCUAACCAAGCGCCCGCCGCCCAUCCCCACACCCAUGUUCGCGGGCAGCGCAUACGUGGUGGUGACGCGCGCCUUCGUGGAGCACGUGCUGAGUGACCCGGCAGCGCGGGCAUUCAUCGAGUGGGCAAGGGAUACCUACAGCCCCGACGAGCACCUGUGGGCGACCCUCCAGCGGAUGCCCGGUGUGCCCGGCUCAACGCCCGCGCACCGGAUACAUGACGUAACGGACGCGGCGGCGCUGGCGCGCCUAGUCAAGUGGUCCGCCUUCGAAGGUGAUGUGAGCGGUGGCGAGGCGGCCUAUCCGCCCUGCCGAGGAACCCAUGUCAGGGACGUCUGCGUGUAUGGCGCUGGCGACCUGGCGUGGGUGCUGCUCCAGCACCAUCUCUUCGCCAACAAGGUGGACACGGCCGUUGACCCCGUGGCGGUGCACUGCCUGGAGCACCACCUACGGAAAAAGGCGCUGGCGGAGGCAGCGCUCAUCAUAGGAAUCUAGAAUGGGAGGGGGAGGAAGGUUGAUGGCCGACACAUAUAGUUAUUUAUAAAAAAAAAUGGAGGACCCGGAGAACCAUACAUAAUAGGCGUCUUGAAUAAAAACUGGUAUUUUCUUAAAUAUUCAAUAGGGUUUAUAUUCACCAAUUCCAUGUCUUUUAAAACAAAAUGAUGUAUGAAUUAAACAAACAAUGAGUAAGUAAGAUUCAGGGUAUCUUCAAAAGCAAGUGAACCCCUGAUGGCAUUAGCUCAAUUAAGGCAAGAAUUCGAAUCAGGUGUUUAAAUAAUUAGGUAGAUAUUCAGGGAUGAGUUUGGGAGGCCCCACCCUAUAUAAAGAUCAGAAACUUUGUCAGUUUGGUCUUCACCACAGAGGUGUGAUCACAUGACAUCUUUGAGGACCUCAGAAAAAGAGUUAUUGAUGAUCAUCAGUCCGGAAAUGGUUACAAAACCAUUUUGAAAGAUUUGGGGCUCCACCAAUCCACUGUUAGACAGAUAGUCUACAAAUGGAGAAAGUUCAAGACCACAGUGACUCUACCCAAAAUCUCUCCAAUAACAAACCAGAAAAUCAUCAAAGAAGUCACAAAUAACCUCAGAAAAACAUCCAAGGAUCUGCAAGCCAGUCUCGCCUUGGCUAACGUGACUGUUCAUGACUCAACUAUCAGAAACAGACUGAACAAGAAUGGUGUUCAUGGAAGGAUAGAAAGGAGAAAGCCACUACUCUCCAAAAAUAACAUUGCUGCCCGUCUGAAGUUCAGCAAAGAGCACAUAGAUGAUCUACACGACUUCUGGAACAAUGUUCUCUGGACAGAAGAGUUAAAGGUAGAACAUUAUGGAUUAAAUGACAAACGUUAUGUUUGGCAAAAACGAAACAACACUUUUGAACAGAAGAACCUCAUCAAGCAUCGUGGUGGGGAUAUGAUGGUUUGGGGAUGAUUUGCUGCCUCAAGACCUGGACAGCUUUCCAUCAUUGACACAACCAUAAACUCUGCAUUGUAUUAGAAGGUUCUGGAGGAGGAUGUCAGGCCAUCCGUCCACUAAAGCUGAACCUGAACCAAAAGUGGGUCUUUCAGCAAGACAAUGAUCCUAAACAUACAAGCAAAUAUACAAAAUAAUGGCUGCAAAAGAUGAAGUUCCACGUUUUACAAUGGCCUAGUCAAAGUCUGGACCUAAACCCCAUCGAAGUGUUGUGGCAGGACCUGAAGCGAGCUGUCCAUGCAGGGCAAUCCUCAAAUGUCACCAAGUUGAAGGAGUUCUAUAAAGAGGAAUGGGCCAAUAUUCCUCAAAUCCAA